UUCCCUACUCUUACUUCCGGGUUGCAGCCCAGUAAACAUGCUGGGUGAUGCGUUCCUGCAGUGUGUACAUGGCGAUAUCAGAAUUGGAAACUAAAGUAGCCAACUGAUGUAAAUGUGAUUUCUCAUUUAUGCGUCAAUCUUAAUAACACAUUUCAUUUUAACGGACUACAAUUUAAAGACGUUUACUAUUCGAGGUAUGUCAGGACUUCAAUACAUUGUUAUGUUGGUAACACAUUUUUAUGGAUUCUGAUCUAAACGAAGACGAUGGCCGACCUAGAAAUGCAGCCAAUAACAGAUGAUACCUCGGAUGGAGAUAGGAACACGGUCUUGAACUAUCCAAAUGGAUCAAAUGAUAAAUCAAAGCUGCCUUUGGCUGAUUCCCCAUUUUAUGACCAUCGCAUUGAAAGUGGGUUUCAUCAGAGCACAAGGACCUGCUGUCUGAAAGUUAGAAACGCCAUGCUGCACAAUGAUUGGCACAAGGCAGGCCAGUACAUGGCCAGUUACUUUCAAGCAAUAGAGGACACAAACGUGUCUGUUGCCCAGCAGCACAUAGAGAUCAUUUGGAAAACAGGAACAGACAUUCUCCACCAUCUUCCGAAUGUAACGAUGGAGAACUACAACGACUUCUAUGAACAAAUGAAGCUCUUGGGACUCAAUAAUUACCUCUUGGUUAGCCUGGAGCACAGUUUUCACCUGAUGGUAAACGGGCAGCUUGAAAAGGCCAGGCAUCAGCUGUCGAUGGCUGAGACCUGGAGGCACGGCAGGCUGUCUGAGAGCCAGUCUCAGAGGGUCAAACUGGUGCAGGCCUACCGCAGCCUACUGGACUACUUCACCUGGUGCGACAAGAGGGAAAACUUCUCCACAGCGGCAGCUUUAAGUACUGAUGAAAUGGCCGCGCUGGACAUGGAGACCGUCUACAAGAAGUCCACUGUGAACUUGAAGGAGAUUUUGAAGAACCCAGGUGUAUGGGAUCCCUUCAUACUUUGCUACAUCGAGAUGCUGGAGCACUACCAGCAGCACGAUGAGAUUUCCAAGAUUCUGGAGGACUACGCCUACGACGAGUCCUUCCCUCCCAACCCCAACGCACACGUCUACCUGUACCGCCACCUGAAGAAGACCGGCGCUCCGGAGAAGAAGCUGAGGCGUGUUUUGAAGGUUCUGCAUGACCUGGUCCCAAGCCACGAGCUGAUGCCCGAGUAUUUUACUCUCCUACUCCGGUCAGAAAAAGAGGAGGACCUUCGAAAGGCGUUAGACGUGUCUUUACUUAUGCUUGACUACGCCUGCUGGAAGAUCAACUUGGCCGCAUGGACGAGUUUGAAGGCCGCCAUCAUCAAACUGAAACAACAGAACGUGGACAACUGGAAGGAUGUAGUUGGUGACAGCAUGGCGUCGAGGCGGGACUGGUGGCCGGCCUUUCACUUCACACACUUCCACGCCAAGGAGGACCUGACCACGGACCAGGCACUGCUGAAGGUCAAAGCCUGGGUGUGCAGGCUCCUGUUCCCAGGUAACAAGGUCUACAUCGUUGAAUGGCUAUCCCUGAAAAAAACCCUACCCCAGAAAGAGCCCCUACCCCAGAAACAGCCCCUACCCCAGAUGGAGCCCCUACACCUGGAAAAGACCCUACCCCUGAAAAAGACCCUACCACUGAUAGAAACACUACCCCUGAAAAAAAAACGACAAACCUCCAAAGCGAUCCCUUAGAUUAAAGGAAUACUUCACCCAUUCAGAACCGGCGUUCUAUCAUUAUAAAAUCGCUAUUGUAAUAUAUAUAAAAAGAUUUUUUUCCCCUCAGUCUAACCCAGUCUUCCCCCUUGGCCCAGCUCUCCUGAUCUAAUUUUCUCCCGAGAUGACGUCCAAUGACGCGUUUGACGUCAUCUCGGGAGAACUUAGCCUGUUAGAAGGGCGGAGGACUACAAACCACUGGUUCCGCAAAUUUGUGAGCCCACCAAUAAAGAAUGAGGGGGGGGGCGGGAGCUCGCAUACGAGAUGUAAACACAAUGUCCGCCAUGUUUCUUCACCGCUUAGCUAGAGAACAAAUUUGCAAUGUGAAAUAGCCAAAGUGGAUUUUGAAAACCUAUGUUUGGAUUCGGGCAUUCAGGGCUAUUAGUACGAGCCAGAAUACAGCCAGGAAGAAUUGACACAAAUAGAGGAGUAGGCUGCUGCGGCUGCAGCUGAACAAGCCUUGCCUGUUGCCGAGGACGAGGACGAGGACCCGGAGCGCGCCGGUUUGCUCUGUUCGCCUAUAGACACUAACACAGAGUCCCUGUGCUGCAGCGAGGUUCAGCGAUGCCAGUUUCUUCUAGAAUAAAUGGCUGAAUCUGG
This is a messenger RNA of Gadus macrocephalus (Pacific cod), 2325 nucleotides long. RefSeq names its product TATA box binding protein (TBP)-associated factor, RNA polymerase I, A (gene taf1a). Gene Ontology annotation, biological process: transcription by RNA polymerase I. NCBI's taxonomy places the organism in Eukaryota, Metazoa, Chordata, Actinopteri, Gadiformes, Gadidae. The record is from RefSeq and is a predicted model, not a curated record. Bases 265 to 1704 code for a protein of 479 amino acids. The transcript is spliced from 11 exons. Gene Ontology annotation, cellular component: RNA polymerase I transcription regulator complex.